AUGGACCCGGAGCACUUUACUCGGCCGUGUACUCAAAUCGAUCAAAGUUUAUAUUGUGAUGAGUGUAAACUCGAAAUAAAUUGUUCAACAAAUAAACAAUUAGGAAAUGUUUUUUUGUACUUAUCAUUAAAGUAUCAGUUACAGCAUUUUUGUGAGCAUCAUCAUGAAUUCUGUCAUACCCCAUUCGUCGGCAAAAAAAAUGUUCUUAUGCCUUAG
Cotesia congregata is the source of this 216-nucleotide messenger RNA. The record is from the annotation of a GenBank genome assembly. Lineage: Eukaryota; Metazoa; Arthropoda; Insecta; Hymenoptera; Braconidae.